Messenger RNA from Cylicostephanus goldi, 492 nucleotides. Lineage: Eukaryota; Metazoa; Nematoda; Chromadorea; Rhabditida; Strongylidae. The record is from the annotation of a GenBank genome assembly.
UUCAUAGUGAAUUACACCGAAUGCGACGAAUCAGUGGCCGUCGGUGUCGCAGUGGAAUUCAUGAAAGAACGUAACGUCGACGUGGUUAUCGGACCGCCCUGUCCAAUGACGGCUGAAAUAAUGGCGUAUCUUUCUACUUAUUACAAGAAAAUUAUGCUCGGAUGGGGUUUCCUGAUUGGUUCGCUAUUCGCCGAUCUUCACAAAUUUCCCUAUGUGACGAAAGUUAUUCCAGAUUCUCUAAUGAUGAUGAAAAGUGUGCUACAGCUUUUCGAAUUGUAUAAAUGGGACAGAGUUGCUGUUUAUUAUACAACAAACGAAGUUCGCUACUGCGACAGUAUCAUCGAGGAUGCUUUGGCAACAUUUGCCGAUGGAACCUCAUAUUUUGUGGAAGUAGUGCAAAAAGUGCUAUGGAAUCGUGUGGAUAGCACUACGUUUAGAGAGCAGAUGAAGCGCACAAAGACGGUUGCGAGAAGUUUGUGGCAAGUCCGUUAG